Molecule: messenger RNA, 1239 nt
Organism: Fonsecaea pedrosoi CBS 271.37
Lineage: Eukaryota; Fungi; Ascomycota; Eurotiomycetes; Chaetothyriales; Herpotrichiellaceae
Exons: 2
Coding region: 1-1239 (412 amino acids)
Source: RefSeq, a predicted model, not a curated record
AUGUCGUUGAUAUUGCUUCUCGCCUUUGCGGCCCUUACAUGCGCCGCAGGAAACGCAACCUCGAUUAUUGACUACCUGAACGACAAUGACAGCACCUCGACCUUCGCCUCAUACUUGGCCAAAUAUCCAAAUUUAUCAAAAACGCUCGCCAGCGACAACAUCACGGUUCUAGUACCCAAAAAUUCUGCAAUCAAUGGAGUCGCCAAUAUUUCCGAGGCGCUCUUGACCUACCAUGUCCUGGCCGGCGUCCAUCACUCAAUCAACGCUGAUGCGUUCCAGUAUAUCGAAGCAUCCCCCCAGCCCGCUGACACCGAUUCUUCUGAGAACAAAACCCGGAUAGUGGUUGCUCGCGGAAAUGCAUUUUCCUCCGCUGUCACUUUCUGGUCCGGCAACAGUCAAAAGAGUCGUUCAGAUGCGCCGGCAGUCAACUGCACCAACGGCGUGGUUUAUACCUUGUCAAGCGUGCUCGAACUACCCCAGAGCUUCGACGACAGCUACAACCACAGUGCGUUGACCGGCCCACCCUCGCCAUUUCUAGACGCUAAAAUUCAUGCACGCAACAGUUCGGCGCAAAUCAUCAACGAGGUAUCCAACGUGACUAUUUUUCUUCCUAUUUCAUACGCGUGGGAUAUGAUUGGAAGCGUCAUCAGCAAUUGGACAGAGGACGAAUUUCUCGAUAUUGUCUCCUAUCACGUCGCUCGGCGGGUUUUUUUGCUUAACGGACUACCGUCCAAAGCGAUCACUCUCCCGACGCAGGAGGGCACUGACUUGACUAUCACGUCGUAUGAAGGCGACGCGUAUGUGAACAACGCCAAGAUUGUCAGCGAGCCUGCUCUAGUAUUCGACGGCGGUCUCAUCUACUCGAUAUAUGGAGUUCUCAACCCGGCGAAUCGAACCGCUGAGCCAAGUUCAGAUCCCAUCGGUGUCGCCUACGCAGGCGCGUCGUUUUCGACGAACUUUACGUUCCCAGACAAUGGCUCAAAGAGUAGUGGCGGUGGCACAGGCCUCUCUCUCGGCGCAAAAAUAGCCAUCAUCCUCGGGUCGGUCAUAGCAGGGGUUUUCUGCCUCUUGGUAGGCGUCUGGUUCUGGCACCACUGGCGGGCAAAGCAUGGGGGAAGCGGAGUCAUCUCAGCGCGCAAGGCGACCGUUGUCGAUGGCAAUGCGUCGCAGAAACAUUUGGCGCGCUGUGACUCGAUGGAGCUGACAAGCUAUGGAGACUCUGUACACACUACGCGAUAG